Molecule: messenger RNA, 888 nt
Organism: Schizosaccharomyces cryophilus OY26
Lineage: Eukaryota; Fungi; Ascomycota; Schizosaccharomycetes; Schizosaccharomycetales; Schizosaccharomycetaceae
Product: vacuolar sorting protein Vps55
Exons: 6
Coding region: 43-429 (128 amino acids)
Biological process (GO): late endosome to vacuole transport via multivesicular body sorting pathway
Cellular component (GO): endosome; Vps55/Vps68 complex
Source: RefSeq, a predicted model, not a curated record
UUGUAGUAGAAAAAUUAAAGGUCUUUGUGCAUACAAACUAGCAUGUCUGAUCUCAAAAAAAUCAUUGGCCUUUCUUCGGUGCUUGCCAUUGGCUUCAUGCUUGUGAUUUUGUCUGGUGCUCUCUACAGAAAUUGGUAUCCUUUGCUCAUUGUUAUUCCCUUUUUGCUGGCACCUCUACCUCAAUUUCUCACCGAACGGUAUUCUUCCAGUCAUGACUUUUUACAAGAAGAGGAUCGCAAUCUCUUAGACUUUGGCCGAUUUGUUUUUGGUGCUACCAUAAGUACUGGCUUUGCUCUCCCCAUUGUUUUUGUGAAUGUUAGCUUAACGAAUACACCGGCUGCGAUCAUGAGCUGUGUUGGUGGCUUCAUUAUCUUUAUGGUAAUUACCAUUUAUUCUCAAGCCUUUACCAUUCAUGAAGAAGAAUUCUAAGACUUGCUUACUUCUCCUUUCACGCAUCAUUUCGAAAUAGACAAGCUUGUUUCUGCAAUAUCGACCAACUAAAGGGAGGAUUCGCAACUGUUCCAUCUUUUUCAAAAGGGAAAGAAAUCUUUUGCCAAGAGGAAAUAUAUUCUUAUCUUCUUCUCUAAAAUCCAAUGUCUUUGUUAUAUUUCUGUUCAUCAGAUACUUUCGCUCAUCCCGAGAUUAUUUGCUAACUUAUGCAAACGCCUAAUGAUUAUUGUUUUCUUUUCCUUUUAUUUUUUUACAAUCUAUGCUUAAUGAAUGUUUUAUUUCAAGGUUGCUAAUAUUAUAUUUCUUGUUAAUAAAUGGAAUCGCGCUGCUUCUUUAUGCCAAUACACAAAAUCCACUUGUGUUAGACUAAUCUUUUAUCCAUUAUUUAUAUAACUGAUCUUCUCAUUCCUUGUAACAAAUGCAGCUUAUGAGAAAACC